AUGGAUGAGAGGACGCCUAAGGACACAGACGUGCAGGAUACUGCUAUAAACCCACUACUCUCUGGAACAUUCACUCUUACUUCCCCUUCGCCACCUACGCAUGUUCCACGACAGAUGACCGAUAUUCCCUCACCAAUAGGUCCCACUCUCGAGCCCUCCGAAGCCAGCCUCCCAAACAGCUACACCGUCAAAGCUAGGCUACCAAUUACAACAUCCAGCUGUGACGUCUCUUCCUUUGAAGCUCUGCUGAAGACAGCAGACCUUCCGCUCCCUGGACCUGCAUAUUUCUGCGCUCGCAGAGCGCUAUGGUGGGCGCCAGGUCCCUAUCCAGCUCAAGUCGUGGAAACAUCUCCUUCGCGACGGAAACUUGAGAACUUACUCAAUGAGGGGGGCGCAGAAGAGAGCAAACAAGUUUGGGAUGCUGGGCUGGCUAAAGUGUGGGAAAGCCUUGUAAGCGGUGUACGACUAAAGAAACGUCUUCCACUCAGCAUGGUGAUUAAGAUUCUGAAGGCAGGCUGGAUACAGGAUGGUACAUGGCCCAGAGGUGGGGUGGCUCCCGAGCCAGACGAUGUUUUAGAGAGCUCGAUUGCGCAGAUCGAACAAAUUGACGCAGAGUGA
This is a messenger RNA of Sparassis crispa, 618 nucleotides long. RefSeq lists its product as hypothetical. The transcript is spliced from 2 exons. The coding region runs from base 1 to 618 and encodes 205 amino acids. The record is from RefSeq and is a predicted model, not a curated record. Lineage: Eukaryota; Fungi; Basidiomycota; Agaricomycetes; Polyporales; Sparassidaceae.